This is a messenger RNA of Sycon ciliatum, 1744 nucleotides long. RefSeq names its product putative mediator of RNA polymerase II transcription subunit 8. The record is from RefSeq and is a predicted model, not a curated record. Lineage: Eukaryota; Metazoa; Porifera; Calcarea; Leucosolenida; Sycettidae. The transcript is spliced from 2 exons. Bases 251 to 1246 code for a protein of 331 amino acids.
UGUUCCUCGAGAUCCUCCAGCUCUGUCGACAUGUCUCUCUGAAAACUGUUGCGGAGGAAGGAGAGCUCGAAGAGAAAGUUGUCCGUUCGAGGUUGACAGGUUGACACGGAUCUUGUGCGACAGAUUUCAGUUCGAAGGCGAGUUCCGGGCGAAGUUUUAUCCAGUUCUACAACGCUCGACGGCUGGACCAUUCAUUAGCACUACCACUUCCCUGUCGGUGCAACUGAUCAUACAACAUUUCCCACAUACAAUGGCUGAGUUAGAGAGGAUCAGAAAGGAACUGGCUCAGGCCGAGAGGAAGUUGGAGCUGAUGAAGCAACAGCAGCAGCAGCGUCAGCGCCCUCAGCCUCUGCCAGCCACGCGAACUCACGGCCAGUCGACUCCAUCAAGUCACACGGUGAUCACGCCCAUGAGCCAGUAUCCCGCACCAGUGCGAGUCAUGACGCCGACAGCCACAGGCACAAUGCAGCACAUCCCAAUCAGCCCCAAAGAGCAGCAGCAUUACAUGCGCUUCGGCAAUGGCACCGAUCCGCUCCUCGCAGCACGGGCGAUCGCAAUGGCAAAUCCGCCAAUGCGCUUGCCCUCAACGCCGUGCUCACCAUGUACGCCUGACCAAUCACGUACAGCUAUGAUGAUAACGAGACAGAGUCCCCUCGGCCGAUGCCAGCAGCAGCAACAGCCGCCACAGCAACGGCAGAAAUCACAAUCAGCAAGCAAGCCGGAGCCAUAUGUCGUUCAGCAGCUCUCUCGACGUGUUCAACAGCGUGCAACACAGAUAAAGCAGCUCCAAGAUGAACUCGGCCCAUUCUUGCGUAACGUGAAGCCAACAAUUCCGCCACAGUACAGCUGGUCUGCCAUACCGGUGGAUCAUUCUUCUCGACUUGGUGCGCUCAUAGGGCUGGAGGAUACCGUACAGCAUGUCAUGGCUGCCAGCGAUCCGGCACUUCAAGAGGCCUAUGAUCGACGCUGGGAGCAACUAGCUUCCAGCAACAAGCCGGUUUGUCAGCACUGCCACUGCGAUCACGCCACGUUCUGGCGAGCGUUCCUCGAUGAGAAUGGCCAGCAGGUGAUUGUGUGUGAGAACUGCGACUGGCAAAGAGUUCAGCAACCGUUCAUGCAGCAGUAUCACAAGCUUGUCAGCAGUGCCACCACCAAGGCCGAGCAGCGCCGGCAGGAGAUCCUGCAGCUCUGCCGUGUUCAGCAGCAAGAGGAACACAUGCUGCGCGAUGCCCACAUGCAGCAGUGACCGUGUAACUAACCUUGCUCUGGUGGCCCACCACUAGUGCUUGUUCUCCGUAUGUCUCCCCUGCUACCUACACUUAGUUCUGUUUCCCCUGCCAAACACUAGACUCCCUAACACUCCUUUUUUUCUUUUUUUUUACCAUUCUUAGUUGUGCCUUCUUUUAAUCUUCGCCAAUUCUUUUUCAUCAGCUUUCAAGACCUAUGAUUUAUAGUCAUUGUGUCCUAUUGGGAUGUACAUGUACACAAAUUGUAGCCACAACUGUUGACUUUUCAUCCAUUUCUAUGGUACAUUGCCAAUAACAUCUCUUCCUAUUUUUGCAAGUUGUUUUUAAAGGUAACUCUUUUCUACCCAAAUUGCUUUCUGCAGUUCCUGCUUGCUUUUGCCUUGCUCUACAAUGAACGACAGCGAAGAAAGUGCGCCGUGGUGUGUGUGUGUGUGUGUGUGUGUGUGUGUGUGUGUGUGUGUGUGUGUGUGUGUGUGUGUGUGUGUUCAGCCUUGCAA